AUGGUGAUGCCGGCGGUGCUCUCGGUGGCACCAAAUGAUGUGGCUUUGUUCUGCUGCCACGCCGUGGCUCAAUUUUACUGUCGUCUGCUGGGCGUCUAUCGCGCUUGCCGCGCCGCUGACUCAGUUCUAGACCUCUGCAUUCGCCUCCUCAAGGCGCUCGUGCGCGAACCGGAAAAGAAAGUGACUGACUUUGAUGAAGACACGUUGGUCCUCACGCUGUCUUCAGCUGGUUUUGGCGGCGUGUACUACGCGGGCUUCUUGUAUGCCAUGUACGACCUGCUGCAUGAGCCCUGCGUGCGCGGCCAAGUCAAGCUGAGCCGACAGCAGUUUAAGGACAUUUGCGACCGCGUCUUUGAGCAGGCGCGAGGCAGUGGCACCGUGUGUGGCCUGCUGGACGACGUGAUUGAGCCAGCCCUGUUCAUGCAGCGCGAUCUGUUGAUGGAGAACCAGGCGUAUGACGCCUUGUUACGCAGUCUGCGCAUCUGCUAUUUUGAUAUCACCUCUGGCUGUUUGCGAUCCGAACCACCGCUUGCGGCUAAUCCUUUAGAACCCGAGCCCGUGUUUCGCGCCCUGGUUGACAUGAUUGUUACGUCAGCCAAUACUCCGGCCUUCACCUCGUUCAAAUGGCCACGUCUUUUGGAGGACGUGCGCGUCUUUGGCUUGGAUGGGGCUUUGUGCCAGGUGUACCCCACCUUUUCCAAUCUGCCACGGCAGCGCUGUGCGCUCCUGUCGCCUUUUCGCCGCUCUUGGCUGGCUGAAGGUGUGCGAGAAACCCUGUAUGGUUUGCCCAUUCGCGGCAACGCACCGUACAAUCGAAUGACCCGCGCCACUGAAGAGCAGCUGAUCCAAAUGCGCCAUGACGGGGAGUUGGCAGCCCACCAUAUUCGCCAGGAUUUUGUCCAGUGGCUGAGCCAGAUUCCGACCCCAGGACCAGUCCAGUCUUGA
Messenger RNA from Monosiga brevicollis MX1, 945 nucleotides. RefSeq lists its product as uncharacterized. The transcript has 3 exons. Bases 1 to 945 code for a protein of 314 amino acids. Lineage: Eukaryota; Choanoflagellata; Craspedida; Salpingoecidae. The record is from RefSeq and is a predicted model, not a curated record.